Messenger RNA from Trichomonas vaginalis G3, 270 nucleotides. RefSeq lists its product as uncharacterized. The record is from RefSeq and is a predicted model, not a curated record. The coding region runs from base 1 to 270 and encodes 89 amino acids. NCBI's taxonomy places the organism in Eukaryota, Parabasalia, Trichomonadida, Trichomonadidae. The transcript has a single exon.
AUGAGUCAGGGAUUAGAUAUUGAAGCCAUCAAAAAAGAAAUUCGUGAGCAGAUAUUAAAAGAACUAAAGACAUCAAAAACAGGACCUUCGGUCUUGGCGCAGAGCGCUGAAGAAAAACCAGAAAAACCAAAAAGGAAAUUAAGUGAAAAGCAGUUAGCCGCAUUAGCUGCAGGAAGAGAGAAGAACCCGCGAAUGAAAGCAAAAAGAGAACGUGAGGCUAAAGAAAAGGCGGAAAAGGAAAAGGCUGAAUCCAUUGAGAAGAAAGAAUAA